UCAAACUCUGAAGAAGGCUAAGGCUUUGUCUGCACAGAAAGAAGAGAAAAGGAAACGCAGGACAAAAUCGAAUUAGGGGUUAGGGCUUUCCUUUCUUCGUUUUGAAUUUUCCGCAUACUGAUAGUCGCUGACGCCAACCAAAUCCGGAACCCCAAGCCUCUAAUUCCUUUCACCAGCAUCGACUUCCCAUCGACGGCGGCGGCGGAGGCUAGGCAGUGACGUUUCAGGAGAAGAGGCCUCAUUUUUUAGUGCUGUGGACGGGAGAAGCAACUGCAGUUAGCUGCCCUCGCUGCCUCUGUUUUCAGAAACAAACCGAGGCGCUGGCUCGCAAGCUUUGGAUUAUUGAAUGUGAAACUUGAAGAGUCAUUUUGGGAUAAUCUAGAAGCAGUUUUAAGGAAGACGCUUGCCCUUUGUGAAAGACAGAAAUGAUUUAUACAGCAAUUGACACAUUUUAUCUGACGGACGAACAACUGAAGAACUCACCUUCAAGGAAAGAUGGCAUCGAUGAAGCCACUGAAACUACACUUAGGAUCUAUGGCUGUGACCUCAUACAAGAGAGUGGCAUAUUGCUUAAGUUACCGCAAGCUGUUAUGGCCACUGGUCAAGUCCUAUUUCAUCGUUUCUACUGCAAAAAAUCAUUUGCUCGAUUUAAUGUGAAGAGGGUUGCUGCUAGUUGCGUUUGGCUUGCUUCAAAACUUGAGGAAAGUCCUAGGAAAGCAAGGCAGGUUCUAAUUGUUUUUCACAGAAUGGAAUGUAGGAGGGAGAACUUACCUGUAGAGCAUUUGGACACAUCUUCCAAGAAAUAUGUGGAUCUGAAGGCAGAUUUGAUCAGAACAGAAAGGCAUCUUUUGAAAGAGAUGGGUUUCAUCUGCCAUGUUGAGCAUCCUCAUAAAUUUAUUUCAAAUUACUUAGCUACACUGGAAACUCCACAAGAACUAAGACAAGAAGCUUGGAAUCUUGCAAAUGACAGUUUGCGCACGACCUUGUGUGUGAGAUUUAAGAGUGAGGUUGUAGCCUGUGGUGUUGUAUAUGCUGCAGCUCGUAGAUUUCAAGUACCACUACCUGAGAAUCCUCCUUGGUGGAAAGCAUUUGAUGCAGACAAAUCUGGAAUUGAUGAGGUUUGCAGAGUUCUUGCGCAUUUGUACAGCCUUCCAAAGGCACAAUAUGUACCUGUAUGCAAGGAAGGGGGUUCCUUUGCUACAUCCAACAGAUCAUGGGAUUCACCGCAUCAGUCAAUCCCAAAGGAUGGUUCAUUGGCUGGACAAAAUGCAAAUGAAGAUCCCAGCACUGCAAAGGGUUCUUCCUCUGUGUUAAAUCAGGAAGCUGGUAAGGAUGAACUGAUUAAAGCUGCACUUGAUAAAUUGAAGGAAUCAAAGAACAGUGAUGAUGAAUCUAAAAAUGCAAUUAAUGGUGGAGAGUCAAGAGAAGAGCCCGACUCAAAAUUAAUGUCGGAUAAUAAAACGGAGACCAGUGGAGAAAGGAUCAAGGAGAGGGAGAGAGACAGGGGAGCAGAGACCAUGAAAGAGGGCGGGAGUCUGACAGGGAACGAGGACGGGAAGACACUGAAAGGGACAGAGAUAAAGUCAAGGAAAGAGGUCAUCGUUCGAGGGACAAAGGAAAAGAUACUGGACGCACAGAGAAAUCCAAACAUCAUUCUUCUCGAGAUCGUGGCUACCACAGCUCUUCUUACUCAUCAAGGGAGAAAGAUCGGCGCAAACAUCAUUCAUAUGCCUGAACUGAUAAGGAAGUUACUUCGUUCUUUCUGAGCUAUGUUGUUCUGCUCCAUGAGCAUCAGUCGCAGGUUGCACGGUUCAAUAUCAGAAAAAAGGGUUAACCACCUUAAGAAAAAGCAAAUAGUUGUUUAAUUACGAAGUAUGUUCCUCAAGAUUACUGGAUGUAUUCUUUCAUGAUUUAAGUUGAGCUCUCUGUCUUCACUUGAGGGUUCCUCAAGUGUGGAUGAAAUCUUGAUACAGAUGCUUAGAUGCUCUUAGUCAUGAUUUAAGUUGAGUUCUAUGUUUCCACUUGCGGUUCGCUUCUUCCUUGUGUGAUAGUGACCACGGUGAAGUUGUUUUAAUAGUUCUGGGGCAUAGACAUGGCUGUUGGAUGUUGAUGCAUCUGGCUGGUCCUGACAAAUAUGGAAAUGCUGCAAGUGAGAUUGGUUUUGUUGACUGUAUAACUCGAUGCAUAGACUUGAAACAAACCUAAAUGGAUGUUUAGGAUUUGUUCUUUUAAAUAUGGAACAUUAUAGUAGCCAACCAGCAACACUGACAGUUAUGGCGUAUUCUCAUGUGGAUCUUGGUUCUGUGCCUGAUUGUAUUGUGAACGCACGUGUCUGAUUAAUUCUCUGGUGGAUCAGAUAAAUGGUCUGUGGUUGUUUUA
This is a messenger RNA of Sesamum indicum (sesame), 2379 nucleotides long. RefSeq names its product arginine-rich cyclin 1 (gene RCY1). Lineage: Eukaryota; Viridiplantae; Streptophyta; Magnoliopsida; Lamiales; Pedaliaceae. Gene Ontology annotation, molecular function: cyclin-dependent protein serine/threonine kinase regulator activity. Gene Ontology annotation, biological process: regulation of transcription by RNA polymerase II. The record is from RefSeq and is a predicted model, not a curated record.